AUGCCAACAUCGUGGCGGCAUUUUCAUGCCAGAGUUCUUACGAUCCUCACUUUGAUCGUCCUCACUCCUUUCGGUCAAGCAUAUCAAUUGUUUGAUGCGGCCCCGAGCGGUCUUCCAACUGCCUGUGGAACUGCAUUAGCCGCGAAUAUCUCGUGUGAUCAGCUAUUCUCUGCAUCAUACAUUGCUGGAGGCGGGUAUGUCAGCGCAGCUGCUCUCGAUGGUGUGUGCUCGACCAACUGCACAAGCUCGCUGCUGUCCUUCCAGGCUGAUGUAGACGAUGCCUGUGGAAAUACAACUUAUAAAUUCCCUGGAAAUAUCUCACAGACGGCACAGGCCAUCGUCAAUCCCCUCGUCUGGGCAUUGGAUACCGCCUGUAUCACGAGUGGCUCUAUAUACUGCUUGCCAGCUGUGGUAAUGGGAAAUGUCUCGGAUUGCUCAACAUGCAUGUAUAUGUAUGAGGCAGCCAUGCUGGACUCAUCAUACGGCCAAGUGCGCUAUAGUCCGGACACAUACUCGUCACUGCUAUCCUCUUGUGGAGCAGUUGGCUCCAGUUACCCUUAUACAGACACAGCCGUCGCUACCGUGCUUCCUUCGCCGGUAGCGACGGCGACGGCCUCGGCUGUGGCCACGGCUACAUGCUCUAGCUAUUACACCGUCGAGUCUGGUGACACGUGUCAGUCCAUUGCUACGGCCAACUCUAUAUCCACGGCUAACUUCGUCAUCGACAACAACUUGAGCACACUUAACUGCUCCGUUCAGGUAGGUCAACAGGUAUGCCUGGGCGCUGUGUGCGCCUUAUAUAAGGUCCAGGCAAACGACACCUGCUCAUCUAUCCUGCAAAAUCAAACCUUCUAUCAAGUCCAGGUGACUUCGUGGAAUCCUAUGGUAGGAGACUACAUUUGCAUUUCCCCCCCAGGAACGUCAAGUUGGGUUGUCCCAAGCACAAACAUCACAACAAGCUGGGAUGUAACUUGGGUCAUUCCUCCCACGGCCUUCACGACGCUGCCUGCCCAGCCGACAACAUUCCCCGUAUUCAACACAUCGGACAUUGCAUGGCCUGUAACCACAAUUGUCCCAACAGUCCAGAACAUGACUUUGAACUCAUCAGCUGUUGCACUGUACUUUGAAUUGACCGAAUACUGCCCCAUCACUGAAGACGAUACUUCUAAUGGCUGGACGAUAUGGGAUCUCCCAACAGCUUGCGAGGACCUCCUGGAAGAAUAUUGUAAUCCAUCGGCAAACGCCACCAUUCCCACGUCGACUGUUCUGCCGGCAUCAUGCUCUCCAGCCUACUGGAUUUCCUCCGACUAUAUUACAUCCGGUACAACAGUCACCAGCUCUUCCACUUCCGUCUCGAGGGCUCCAGAACAGACGGGAAUCGCAGCUAAUUGUGAUGCGUACUAUGUCGUUAAGAGUAAUGAUACCUGCGCCGGAAUCGUAGCCGAGUUCGGUAACUUUACUCUCAGCGAAUUCUACAGCUGGAAUCCGGCAGUUGGAUCGAGCUGUACAUACCUUGACGUUGGUGAUGCUGUUUGUAUCGGCACGAUAAGUAGUACCAAUACCUCGUCGUCCUCGGUGACUGUAACGGCAACCUCGACAACAGCUUCAGGAACCGAGGAACCAAGUACUGACCCUAGCUGCACUACAUUCCAUAAAGUAGUCUCCGGGGAUACCUGCGUCGGCAUCGAAGAGGAAUACAACAUUACUGCUGCUGAGUUCCUGGCAUGGAAUCCAACUGUCGGGUCGACGUCCGUGGAAGUGGAGCCCAGCACCGUCGCUGACUGCACAGAGUAUCAUCUUGUCGUCAAUGGAGACGACUGCGCUUCUAUCGAAGCCCAGUACGAUAUAACAGCAGCAGAGUUCAAUGAGUGGAACCCAUACGUCGGGACAGACUGUGCAUCUUUAUGGCUUGGCUAUGAUGUUUGCGUUGAUGCACCUUCGAGCUAG
Penicillium malachiteum is the source of this 1947-nucleotide messenger RNA. RefSeq lists its product as uncharacterized. NCBI's taxonomy places the organism in Eukaryota, Fungi, Ascomycota, Eurotiomycetes, Eurotiales, Aspergillaceae. The record is from RefSeq and is a predicted model, not a curated record. The transcript is spliced from 9 exons. The coding region runs from base 1 to 1947 and encodes 648 amino acids.